GGUAAAUACAACACCGGGGUAAGCUGCUAUACCGCGGGUUAGUACGGGUACGGUGUUGAUCUUCCGACCCGCGGAUAUACCCGUGCUAUACCCUACCAACAACUUCUUUGGUUGAGAUCCCCGAGCGCCACCAUGUCUUCUCCUACCGCUAAGACGUCAGCAGUAACUCCCCGCAAGACGAUGCGAGGUCAUACCGAUCCAUUAUCUAACGUUGCGCACCUGCCCGAUGGGCAACGCAUUAUCACAUCUUCAUGGGACGGCUCACUCCGACUAUGGGACCUAGAGAGUGGUGUACAGAUAGGUGACGAGUGGCGAGAUCAGGGGGUUAAGGCGGGAGUAGGCACUAUGGCAUUGUCUCCAAACGGCAAGACUGUUGCGAGCGGAAAUAGGGACAGGACAGUGAGGUUGUGGGACAUUGAGACGGGAAAGGUCAUCGCCGGAUGGCAAGGGCACACUCGAGCUGUGGAGUCAGUGUGCUGGAGUCCAAAUGGUAAGCGAGUGGUGAGCGGAUCAGUAGAUGGGACGGCAAGAGUGUGGGAUGUGAAGCAUGUGAAGAGUGGAGAACCUGUUAAGGGUUUGAAUCCGAUCAAGACGGGAGACGCUGUGCUGUGGGCGGUGAGUUACUCACCCAAGGCAACAAUGGUUGCGACAGGAGGAUUCAACCGGAACGUCAAAAUCUGGGACGCGAUUAAAUAUCCAGUUCGGUACUCGGACUUUCAGGUGCUCUCAAUUGCAGUCAAAGACAACUUGCCAGCUCGGAGAAAGGCGGACCAUGGAAUCAAAAUCUGGGAUGCAAAGACAGGCAAGCUGCUCAACACAGUCAAACUCGAUGGAUCAGUUACGAGCCUAGCCUGGACAUCAGACGAAAAGAAGCUCAUCUCCGGGUUGUUGAAUGGCUUGAUUAGGAUAUUCGACACUGCCACAUGGCAGCAGAUCGCCGUUCUUCAUGGCACAUCGGAUGUCACCUCCAUCACUUUAUUUCAGAACGACCGCCUCCUUGCGAGUACAUCGUAUUGGGAUAAAACAGCGCGGCUCUGGAAUCUUGACACCAACCUCCAAGUCGGUUCACCUAUCCAACACGAAGACCACGUCAGGUGUUCGGCCUUUUCCGCCGAUGGAAAGCUGCUAUCCACGGGUUGUGUUGAUAAAAACGCGUAUGUUUGGGACGUUCAAGCCAUCCUGAAAACAGCUGGCCUAGAAGACCUCCUGUCCAUACCUGAUAGCGUGAGUGUCACUCACUGUCUCAUCAACAAUAUUAAUCCUGAUAUCAUUUAGGCAUCAAAAGCUGAACCCAAACAGAAACUGUAUACAUCAUCUGGCUCCUCAAGCAAAGAGCACAUUUCCCCAUCCGAGUCGUCGCAGGGCAUCGAAGACAGGUCGUUUCUAGAGGUACGCGAUAC
This is a messenger RNA of Suillus subaureus, 1400 nucleotides long. RefSeq lists its product as uncharacterized. Gene Ontology annotation, molecular function: protein binding. The coding region runs from base 133 to 1275 and encodes 380 amino acids. The transcript has a single exon. The record is from RefSeq and is a predicted model, not a curated record. NCBI's taxonomy places the organism in Eukaryota, Fungi, Basidiomycota, Agaricomycetes, Boletales, Suillaceae.